GGUUCGUGUAAGCUUUUAUUAGGUUUUCCCUCUACUUUUAGCGCUAUAUAAACAAUAAUCGUCCUCUUCAGCCCCCUUCUCUUAGCUACUCUCCGACGAAUCACCGCCGUUACCCUCCAUAGAUACAAACCAUCGUGUAUUUCUAUAAAUCGCUCAGUACGUGUGCUCAAAUGCGCAUGAUACAAAGAAAGAAUCUAGAAACACAGGAAGACACUGAAACAUAUAUCUUUCCCCUUGUUAGAAAACCGAUAAGUAUCAUGUUAUACGAGCAGACUGUUUAAUCGAUCAUUUGGUGGCGUAUUUGUUCGAACACAGAUAAGCAGAGACAGACCUAGGGUUUUGAAAUUUGUGACAAAAAAGACGGAAGCAAGUGGGCAACUCCUACUGAAAAAUAGCUCACAGGGUUUUGAUUAAUUAGUCGGUUUAUACACACAGAAGGAGAUUGCAGAGAGCUUGUUUGUGAGAUUUUGAAAAAAAAAUGGAGGAUGCGAUACUUGACGAGAUUAUCAGGAAGCUUUUGGAUGCCAAGGGUGGACGUGUGCCGAAACAGGUGCAGAUCACGGAGGCGGAGAUUCGGCAGCUUUGUGUUACUGCGAAGGAGGUUUUUCUCAGCCAACCUAAUUUGCUCGAACUUGAAGCUCCUAUCAAGAUUUGUGGUGAUAUCCAUGGACAAUAUUCAGACCUCUUAAGGUUAUUUGAGUAUGGUGGAUACCCUCCAGAGUCAAAUUACUUAUUCCUAGGAGACUAUGUUGAUCGUGGGGAAACCACGAAUGUGCUUCCAUCAAUCGCAUAUAUGGCUUCUAUGAUGAAUGCAAAAGAAGGUUCAAUGAAUAUAGCACGCCCUGUUGAUGUCCCUGAUCAGGGGCUUUUAUGUGAUUUGCUAUGGGCUGAUCCUGAUAGAGAUGUGGAAGGCUGGGGAGAGAAUGAUAGAGGAGUAUCAUAUACUUUUGGAGCUGAUAAAGUUGCAGAGUAUCUUGAAAAACAUGAUCUUGAUCUUAUAUGUCGUGCUCACCAGGUGGUUGAAGAUGGGUAUGAGUUUUUUGCAAGCAGACAGUUGGUGACUAUAUUUUCAGCUCCAAAUUACUGUGGUGAGUUUGAUAAUGCUGGAGCAAUGAUGAGUGUGGAUGACACGUUGACAUGUUCCUUUCAAAUUCUCAAGGCAUCAGAAAAGAAAGGGAGGUUUGACUUUGGUAACAAUAUGUUAAGACCAGGAACUCCACCACAUAAGGGCGGAAAGAGAUGAUUAAUUUUCACAAGAAGCUGCGAAAUGUUAUAAAAAGAUGAUUAUGUUGUGUGUGGUUUCUUCAUAUGUUGUCUAGCGUGAUAUUGUUACUACAAAAGAAAAACAAAAACAAAGAGGCGGGAGAGUUGAUCGCAAAAAGUAAAAGAGAAAAGAACAGAAACAUGAAGGAAAAAAAGACAAAGGACAAAGGAGAAGGAAAAAAAGAGAGCAUGGGAAAACAAAAAAGCUGAAAUGAAAGAGGAAUCAGGAAUGGGACAAAGGAGAAGUAAAAAAGAAGAAAGGAAAAAGAGGGAGAUUUAUAUUUUAUUUCAUGUUCAUUCAAAUCACAACUCAUGUUAUAUGAGGACUUUUAGGCAUAUUUAUAGAAAAGUUAUUCACCAAAUAAGAAGGGAUGGUGUAUCACCUCAAAGAUGUUAUUAUAUG
Molecule: messenger RNA, 1666 nt
Organism: Lactuca virosa
Lineage: Eukaryota; Viridiplantae; Streptophyta; Magnoliopsida; Asterales; Asteraceae
Source: the annotation of a GenBank genome assembly